AUGGUUCAACUACCCCCGGGACCCUCCUCUGGCCCCGGGGGGGUCUCAGUGGGGGGCGAUGAGGGGGCUGAUGGGGGCCCGGGGCCCCCGAUGCCGGUCCACAAGGAGCUCUGGUUCGCGGUGGUGAUGGCCGCUGUGUUCCUGGUGCUGCUGGCCAUGGUCCUGGGGCUGGUGUUGAAGGCCCUGAGCAGACCCCCGUUCACCAGGGAGAGACCCCCGCUGGUGUCUCUCCCCCAGCAGAAGAGGAACCGCAUCGCGGUGUACCCCCCCAGCAGCUCCGUUCUGUUCGACACGGCAGGCUUCUCCAACAACGUGACCCUGAAGGGCUUCACCAUGCACGCAGAGGAGAUUCUGGAUAUCAAAUGCGAGGUCCCCCCGUCGGAGCUCGGGGUCCUGAGCGUGUCCACCGUCUACGGCUCCGCCCAUAUUCCUUCCCAGAAUUCUUUGCGGCGUAGCGUCAGCCAGGCGCUGGACGGGAAGUCCCUGGCGGACGACAGUGACGUGUGGGACCCCCAUGUGCAGGGGGGCCACGACAGCGGGCUGUUCAUGGAAGACGAGGAGUUUGUGGACACCAUCAAAGGCUUCAGCACGGUGAGGAAGGAGCACACCAUGUUCACCGACACCAACCUGUGACCCCAGCCCCACCCCCCCCUGGACGGAGCCUUGACCCCCACCUUGUAAACUGAACAUUCUCAUGAUCGAGUGUGUAGCCACAUGCGCUACAUGCUAACCGUCGUCCUCUUUAACAACACAGAUGUAAUAAACGUUCUAAAACAGUGUUUCCCAACAUGGGGUGGGGGACCCCAGUGGGGGUCGCCUGCUAUGUAUAUGGGGGUAACACCGACUUGUGAGUGUUCACUAUUUGAAGGAAAGGUCCUGUGAAGGCCCUAUAUAUGCACACAUCAUUAUGGUUCCUAGCAUGGUUCACUGGGACAUUGAUAUUCAUGGAAGUUGCAGAUAUGGUUCAAACGAUGAACGGGAAUCCAUAUUUAGACGUAUAAAUACAGCGACGGCCAGAAACAGUUAGGAAGCACAGCUUUAAACUAUGGAAGCAGUUCUGGACCUGAAGUACACUCUGGCGUGGGUUUAAUAGGCCAGGAUUAAAAGCCUAUAGGAAUCGUCCUUUCACCAGUGUUAUUCUGAUCGGACAGAUGUCAUGGAGGACAUAUGGGGUAUACAGUGGGUAUAUACAUUUUAAGGCUAUGGAACUAUUAUAGGGCAAAAAGAUAA
This is a messenger RNA of Gadus chalcogrammus (walleye pollock), 1230 nucleotides long. RefSeq names its product usherin. The coding region runs from base 1 to 633 and encodes 210 amino acids. The record is from RefSeq and is a predicted model, not a curated record. The transcript is spliced from 6 exons. Lineage: Eukaryota; Metazoa; Chordata; Actinopteri; Gadiformes; Gadidae.